Molecule: messenger RNA, 1024 nt
Organism: Caretta caretta (loggerhead turtle)
Lineage: Eukaryota; Metazoa; Chordata; Testudines; Cheloniidae
Source: RefSeq, a predicted model, not a curated record
CACUAAGCCCCCGGGCGCCGGGAUAUGGUUGGCUGCGGCGGGGUCCUUCUUCCUUUCCUCGCUCCCUUGGAGUAGAGCUAACCGCCGAGAUGAAUGACACGGUGACCAUCAGAACCAGGAAGUUCAUGACUAAUAGACUGCUUCAGCGUAAGCAGAUGGUCAUUGAUGUUCUUCAUCCUGGAAAGGCCACAGUUCCCAAAACUGAAAUCAGGGAAAAGCUGGCAAAAAUGUACAAAACAACGCCAGAUGUAAUUUUCGUCUUUGGCUUCAGAACCCAUUUUGGUGGUGGCAAGACAACAGGCUUUGGCAUGAUUUAUGAUUCCCUGGACUAUGCAAAGAAGAAUGAACCAAAGCACAGACUGGCCAGGCAUGGCUUGUAUGAAAAGAAGAAGACUUCGAGAAAACAGCGGAAGGAGCGUAAGAACAGAAUGAAGAAAGUCAGGGGCACAGCCAAGGCAAACGUUGGUGCUGGCAAGAAGAAGUGAAGUGACUAGCAGUGAGCUGGCAAAUGGAAAUAACAGUACCAAGGCUACUUAAAUGAAUGUGCUUUGUUGUGGUAGCUGGUGCCGAGCAAACCCAACCCUCUGCUAUAGCUACUGGAGCAACUUUUUAAAAGCAGCCUGAGCAGUAUGUAUUUAAAACAAAGCAGAAUUUAACUAAAACAAGACAUCUGCUAUCCUUGGUCUUUAUACGGCUUGAAUAUUCUGAUAAUCUUACUUAGCUGGCUAACAAAGCAGUUGCUUCUCAUCUUACGGUUUAAUAAUUGUUCAUAGCAUUUCUAAAGAAUAGUGUCUGAAGCCCUGAUCUUGCUGUGGCCUUUUUCUGCACAGGACUAAUUGUUACUUUUCUAAAGGCCCUUAUCCUGCAAUGUAAAAUAAGCUGACUACAUUCCAUUGCAAAGAUAUUACAGGGCUGACUUUUUUCCACCCUCCUUUUACAGAGACUAAAUUAUCCUGCAAAGGUAACAAGAAGAUGAUGAUGAUGGUCUAUCAGAAGCUUGUCAAAUAAACUAUAUAAACUGAAA